CCUCUUGUCUCUCUCUCCGCCCUUCCCUUCCUCUUCGCCUUCGUCCUUCCUCCACCACCACCACCAUCACCACCACAUUCCUCUGUAGAUGGAGGAGGAGAGAAGGGCAACAGGCGGAGGGAGCAAGGAAGAAAUCCAUUAGCAAAUUCGAAUACAAACCGUGUUCUGUUUUUUCAAUUUUUUUUUUCUUUUGUGGUUUGUUGAGGGGGUUAGUGAUCGAUCGGCAGCCAUGCAUGUCAUGAGGCGUCUCAAGAGCAUUGCCUCCGGCCGGUCUUCCUUUUCCGAUCCUAAUGGAGAUUCUGGAGCCAAAAGGGCAAAGUUUGACCGGGAAGGGCAAGGCAAGGUGGUGGCAGCACCAGAUUCUGUUGAACAUAAUGACGUGACCCUGCAUCAGCCUUUACCUGCUACAUCUUUGGUGGUUGAUACAGCUAACACUGAGAUAACAGAUUGUGGAUUCACUGGGAAGAAUGAAGACGCUGGUGUUGAACAGCUUCCAAAGGAAAUGCAUGAAAUGAAAUUAACCGAUGAUAAAGUUGACCAUCAGGAUGAUAAACCAUCUCAGAGUGCUGAGGUGACUGUUGUGAGUGGAAAUGGCACUGAAGCAGGUCAUAUCAUUAAAAUAACUAUAGGUGGUGAAAACGGCCAGCCAAAACAGACAGUAUCAUACAUGGCAGAGCGUAUUGUUGGAACUGGUUCUUUUGGUGUUGUCUUUCAGGUCAAGUGCCUAGAGACUGGUCAACAGUUUGCUAUAAAGAAGGUUCUACAAGACAGAAGAUACAAAAACCGUGAAUUACAAAUAAUGAAAUUGAUGGACCAUCCUAACGUCGUAAAGCUGAGGCAUUGUUUCUUUUCAACCAACGAAAAAGAUGAGUUGUACCUUAAUCUUGUGCUUGAAUAUGUGUCCGAGACAGUUUAUCGAGUUUCCAGGCAGUAUUCCAGGAUGAACCAGCGUAUGCCAAUCAUAUAUGUACAGUUGUAUACUUAUCAGAUCUUAAGAUCGUUAGCUUACAUUCAUGGUGUUCUUGGUGUGUGUCAUCGUGACAUAAAGCCACAGAAUUUAUUGGUUAAUCCUCACACUCACCAACUGAAGCUUUGUGAUUUUGGGAGUGCAAAAAUGCUGGUGGCAGGUGAACCUAAUAUAUCAUAUAUAUGUUCACGGUAUUAUCGAGCCCCAGAGCUGAUAUUUGGAGCUACAGAAUAUACAACCGCUAUAGAUAUGUGGUCUGCUGGCUGUGUUUUAGCAGAGCUUCUCCUAGGACAGCCUCUCUUUCCAGGUGAAAGUGGUGUUGAUCAAUUAGUGGAGAUUAUUAAGAUUUUGGGGACCCCAACUAGAGAAGAAAUUCGCUGCAUGAAUCCAAACUACACAGAUUUCAAGUUCCCUCAGAUUAAAGCUAAUCCAUGGCACAAGGUCUUCCCUAAGAAGACAUCUCCUGAUGCUGUUGAUCUUGCCUCGAGGUUACUCCAGUACUCCCCAAAUAUGCGAUUAACUGCUUUGGAAGCAUGUGCGCAUCCCUUCUUCGACGACCUGAGAGAUCCUAAUGCCCGCUUGCCAAAUGGUUGCCCAUUUCCUCCGCUUUUUGACUUCCAGCCGCAAGAGUUGGAGGGUGCUUCUCCUGAGCUGCGCCAACGUCUCAUCCCAGAGCAUGCAAGGAAAUGAGUGCCUUUUUCUAGCACUCGGUGUCCCUGUUGUCCUAGAAUAUCUCAUAGUGCUCGGUUGCUUUAAGCAGAGAAGAUCAUUCUGGUGGAAGGUAGAAUAACGUGGUGUCCAUAAGCUUUCUUUCCCUUUGCUGUUGGAAGGGUAUGUUGAGAGCAAGAUAAAAAGAAAUGGAGGGGCGGCUGCCCACUGCGAAUUUGAUGGUCAGGUGAAUGCAACCGCAAUGUGUAAUGUCCUCAAUUGUAUGUGCUGUACUCAUAGAUUGCUGAGCUUUUCUUUUUUCUCUUUUUUUUUUUGCCAUUUUGUCCUUGUAAUCUAUAUUUUGGAAUAGAUGAGAGCAUCAUUACCACUUGUACGCCUCUCAUCUUGGAUGUUAACGUGUAGAAUUUCUCAAUCUAAUGGAAGUUCUCUGUCUCA
This is a messenger RNA of Nymphaea colorata (pocket water lily), 2071 nucleotides long. RefSeq names its product shaggy-related protein kinase epsilon-like. Lineage: Eukaryota; Viridiplantae; Streptophyta; Magnoliopsida; Nymphaeales; Nymphaeaceae. Gene Ontology annotation, cellular component: cytoplasm. Gene Ontology annotation, biological process: signal transduction; protein phosphorylation. The record is from RefSeq and is a predicted model, not a curated record. Gene Ontology annotation, molecular function: protein serine/threonine kinase activity; ATP binding. The transcript has 13 exons. The coding region runs from base 230 to 1657 and encodes 475 amino acids.